GUGCAGGCACCGCAGCCGGAGUAGUUAGCCCAUCCUAGGAGCGCACAACAACGCCCACCAUGCAGUCCGCCGACGAGCCCGUGUCCGGUCCGGCCGUGAGCAGUACGGCGGCAACACGACCGGGAGAGGCCGCAGCUGAGGACGGCGGCAAGAGCCCGGUGUCGCCGUCGAUGGAGGACGAGCGCCAGAUCCCCGUGGACCCAGUCUCGCUGCGGCACCUGGGCAUGGUGGCCGACCCGGACUCGCCGCUCUCCGCGCCGUCCGUGCUCACAGAGGUGGUCGCGCAGUCGUCCCCGCUCCUGCCGCCGCUGCGCCGGCCCACGUUCGUCGGCGCCAGCCUGCCGUGCUCCGCGACCUCCUCCCCCGUCCACAGCGCCACGGCCAAGCGGGACGAGCCCGCCGCGCCCAGCCUCGCCACGGUCAUCGCCCUGCGCUCCCUCGCGCGGCAGCACUCCGCCGCGCUGGCCAGCUACGCCGGCUCGCCGUCCGCGGCUCCCACCACGCUCUCGAGGAGCGCGUCCCGCGCCGAGGGGAGGUCCAUGGCGCCGCACGACGACGAGGUCCCCUACGUCGAGGCCGCCGACGAGGCCGAGCAAAGCUUCACGUGCGGCGUGCUGUGCAUGUUCAUCCCGGGCUUCGCCAAGAAGAAGCCUGGAUCGCCCUCCGCGGCGGCCGUCGUGUCGAGCAUACAGAGGCAGCAUUCGGGGGCGAGGCGGCGGAGCAGCGUGUCGCGGAUGGCGGAGCUGGAGAGGUUCGAGUGCGGGUCGUGGAGCCCGCCACCGCCGCCGCAUCCGGUGAGGGUCGUGCCGACGCACGUCGACAUGGACUUCGCGAUGGAGGUGCCCAAGAUCAGCUGCGCGGACGACACGGACCUGCCGGUCAAGAUGGCGUUCGUGUUCGAGGGCGAGGCGAGGGGGGUCCUGAAGAAGUCGGCAUCGGAGUCGCGCCGGCAGGAGCCAGCUACGCCCACCAAGACGGCGUCCGCGUUCGACGGCGAGCCGAGGGGGAUCCUGAAGAAGUCGGCGUCGGCGUCGCAGCGGCAGGACUCGGCCCCCAGGACGUCGUCCGCGUCGCAGCGGCACGUGAGGUUCUCGACGGCCGCGGCGCCUCCGGCGUCGUGCCCGACGUCGCCGUGCAUCACGCCGCGGCUGGCGAUGGCCAGGGCCGAGUUCAACGCCUUCUUGGAGGCGCAGAGCGCGUAGAUAAUUCGUCAUGCACGGUGCAUGCCUGUUCUUUUUUCUUGGAUUUGCUUCGUGCUUGUUCGCGAGUGGCAGCGCUGCCGCUGCGCGCGCGGGAUUGCUAGAUGCCUAGGUUUUGUUUUUCGGGCGUGUUCGAUUGUCCGUAUCUCUGGGGUUUUACGAUGGAUUGAGGAGACCAAUUCCCGAACCGGGGGCUAGACGAGGAGAACCUUAUUUUAUCUUUUAGGAGCCCCGCCGCAUCGCCUUCCUAAGCAGGACAAAAACAUUGAUCAUACUAGAAAAACACCUAAAAUUGAAGCAUGAGUCCAUGCACCAAAAUUGCUUUUCUCAAAUGUCAAAAAAUCCGGAAUCUUUUUAGAUUUGUUCAUGGUCACAUUCAAAUCUACUUCCAAAUUUUUAGGUGAAAAGCUUUUACCAUUUUCAUCUGUGCAAAAAAUACAAGUUGAACUCCAAAUGUCACACCUAAAUUGUUGUUUUACCGGUGAAGGAGUGUUAUCCUGUUUCACAUGAAAAUUAUCAAGCACACUUGUUACACUAAGGAGAACAUCUAC
Molecule: messenger RNA, 1750 nt
Organism: Aegilops tauschii subsp. strangulata
Lineage: Eukaryota; Viridiplantae; Streptophyta; Magnoliopsida; Poales; Poaceae
Biological process (GO): photosystem I assembly; response to photooxidative stress
Cellular component (GO): chloroplast thylakoid membrane
Source: RefSeq, a predicted model, not a curated record